Messenger RNA from Didymodactylos carnosus, 1359 nucleotides. The record is from the annotation of a GenBank genome assembly. Lineage: Eukaryota; Metazoa; Rotifera; Eurotatoria; Philodinida; Philodinidae.
AUGGUUUUCUUUCGUCCUUUUGGUACUAAACAUCUAGUUCUAUCGAUAUUCGGUGCAUCAGCUGUUUUAUGGACCAGAUCAAAGUUAGAUAAUGGUGACAACAUUCAACAUGAACAAAAUGCAAUAUCAAUGGCAACUGCAAAAUGUAUGGCGUUAAAAGAAAAACAAGGUGUACCAGGUCUUUCUGUUGGUGUAACUGUUCAUGGUCAUUUGGUAUGGAAAACUGGUUUUGGUUUAGCUGAUAUUGAAAAUAUGAUACCGUGUACAGAAAACACUGUUAUGCGUAUAGCAAGUAUUUCCAAAUGUUUUACAGCAAUAAUUGCAGCAAAAUUAGUUGAAGAUGGAAAAUUAAAAUGGGAUGAUGAUAUUCGUAAAUACUAUUCAGAAUUAUCCACAUUUCAAUUUGAGAAUAAACCGGUAACUGUCACUUUUUCUCAAUUGUUAUCACAUACGUCGGGUAUUCGACAUUACACGAAAAAAGGUGAAGAGCGACCGAUUAGCGAAUUUGAUUCGAAAGAAUAUUAUCUGAUGACAAAUUAUAAAAAUGUAGAUGAUGCACUCCAAAUAUUUAUCAAAGAUGAAUUACUUUAUGAACCAGGAACAACAUUUGAAUACACGACGCAUGGUUAUACACUAUUGAGUGCUGUUAUUGAAAAAAUUGCUAAUAAAACGUAUGCAAAUAUAAUGAAAUCGUUAUUUGAGCAAUUAAAUUUGAGGUCAACCUAUCUGGAUUAUCCAGAAGAAGUAAUUCCCAAUCGAAGUCAUUAUUAUUAUCGUCGUGAUCGUGAGUUAAAAGGCGUACCGUAUGUUGAUAAUUCAUUAAAAUGGGCGGGUGGCGGACUAUUAUCAAAUGUCAUCGAUUUAUUACUAUUUGCAAAUACCAUAUUACAAUGUCUACAGUCAGAUAGAUAUUUACGAGAAAAAAAGUUAUCAAUACAAUCAUUGCCGACCCAUCAACAACAAAAAUUUUUAAAAUCUUCAUCUGUAAAUAAACUUUGGACGCCAGUCAUUCGUGCUGAGACUGAUGAAACACCAGAAUUACUACGUCCACGAUACUAUGGUUUUGGAUGGUUUAUUUCACCAGAAAAACAUUCAUCCAUUAAUGAAUUAUCUAUGCCAUAUCAUAUUUAUCAUUCAGGAGGUGCUGUGGGAGCAACAUCAAUCUUGCUCAUUGCACCAUGCACAAAUAUCAAUUGUACUGAUUCAAAGUGUGGAAUUUGUGUAACAAUUUUAGCUAAUUUACAAAGUACAAGUGAAAUGUACAACACUGCAUUGUACAUCGCCAUGAAAAAUUUUAUGGAUUCAACAAAAAGUUUAGAAUCAUCGGGGAAUUUUCGUUUAACAGGUUUCAAAAUAUGA